Molecule: messenger RNA, 3661 nt
Organism: Perca flavescens (yellow perch)
Lineage: Eukaryota; Metazoa; Chordata; Actinopteri; Perciformes; Percidae
Gene: gpr180
Product: G protein-coupled receptor 180
Exons: 10
Coding region: 189-1493 (434 amino acids)
Biological process (GO): response to pheromone; G protein-coupled receptor signaling pathway
Source: RefSeq, a predicted model, not a curated record
GAUUCCCCAAAGUGAGACGAAUAACGUUAGAGCUUUUAUUUGAGUGCAGAAGCAGCUAACUUCUGGUCUCAUCCUGGCUAACUUUGAGUAACUUGAUGCAGCUAAGCCUGUUCACUUCUGGCUUCGUGGCUCAUUGAAUUCGUUAGCUAACGUUUAUUUGUCGAUAACGUUGAACUGCAUAAGGGAAAAUGUCGUAUUUAUUAGCCACGUUUGUGUCUAUAGUGCUGCUAAGUUCAGAGGCCUCUGGGAAAAGCGUGACGGGACUUUUUAACAGCGAAGCAGCGAGACAGCAGAAUGGCCAGUUCAUCACUAAAUUUAUGUACCAAGGUGAUAAUGGUAUGUUGGUGAUCAGGCUGGACAAUUCUGCUCUGGCUACAGAGAAGGAGUCCAGAUUGCUGCUGUAUAAGGAUAUGGACUCAAGCCUUGACAACCUAAACUGCUCUGAGAGGCUCGCUAAAGCUCACAUCCCCGUUUCUCUCAGUGACCAAGAACAUAACCAGACGAUCCCUCGUCAGUCCUCUCCUACAACCUGGCAGGCCCUAUAUGCUGACAGAUACACAUGUCAGGAAAAUGCAGUGAUUCCUUCCCACGCUGAUCUCAGUUUUACCAUCUUGUUGUUUAACGCCGACUCGGCUGGAAAUCCUCUGGAGCACUUCAGCGCAGAGGAGGCAGGUCUCCAUAGUUUUUACUUCCUCCUCCUGCUGGCCUACUUCAUAGCCUGCUGUAUCUACAUCCAGCCUCUGCACCAGGCUCUGAGGAAAGGAGGUCCCAUGCACACUGUCCUCAAAGUGCUGACCACCGUGCUGGCAUUACAGGGCUUCUCCGCUCUCUGCAACUACAUCCACUUCGCCAGGUAUUCCAGAGAUGGUACUGGUAUUCCUCUGAUGGGCAACCUGGCAGAGUUCUGGGAUAUGGUGUCCCAGGUGUCCAUGCUGUACAUGUUACUGAGUCUGUGUGCGGGCUGGACUCUGAGCCGAGGCAGGAAGCCUCAGUCCAGACCUCUGCAGUGGGAACAGUCUCCGGCGUCCACGGCUGUUGCUGUUGGCGGAGUCGUUAUACAGGGGGCGUUGCUGCUGUGGGAGCAGUACUCAGAAUCCGAGAGUCAACAUCACAGCUACCACACCCCGCUGAGUCUGGCAGGUCUCCUCCUCAUGGCUCUGAGAGUGUGCCUGGCCCUCCUGCUGGCCUCUGUCCUCUACCAGAUCAUCUCCACCGAGCGGAGCACCCUGAAGAGGGACUUCUACCUCUGCUUCUCCAAGGGAUGCUUCCUGUGGUUCCUCUGUCAUCCCGUCCUCUUCGUCACGUCGGCUGUCUUCAACAAGCACCAGAGGGAGAAGGUAGUGACUAUCGGUGUUAUCCUCUGCCAGGCCAUCGCCAUGGUGAUCCUCUACCAGCUCUUCCUGUCUCGUUCUCUCUACUGGGAGGUCUCCUCUCUCUCCUCUGUGUCUCUGCCACUCACCAUGUCCAGAACGAACCACAGGGGGCGCUACUGAGCACAUCCACUCUCGCGCUUUAUUAGCGAGGGGAGAAACCUGCUACAACACAGAGGCUUCCCACCUCCUUUAACGUCCCAGGGUGUCAGAGGAGGGACACAGAGAGCGGUGUAACACUGCAGGGACCGCUCUCCUUCACUGUUAACUGUUUCCUGGGAGAAUACCUAUUGGUUACUGGUAAGCUAUUGGUUACUGGUAAGCAAGUUAGCAGGGAACUGUAGCACGGGGUCACAAAAUGACCAGAGGAAGAUAUUUACAGCAACACCCUACCUCUAGUUACUGGAGCCAACAUCUACAUUACUGAGCACGAGGAAAGCUGUUUAAUGCAAGAAGACCUAGAGAAGGGAUGCGCUGGAUGUCAUAAUAACUAACAGCCAAAAGUACAGUUUGAAAACAGACUCACGCGAGCAUGUUAAAGAUGGACCGCCAAGAUUCAAGAUUUUAGGAUGCGUCUGCAAAUGAAAAAAAAAAAAAAGAUUGGCUCGUGAUGGAACAAAUGCAAUCUUUGUGCUCUUUGCUUUGAUAAUCCCACUUUUAUGUCUUAAAGGAUAAGGCUGGUAUAGUUUUCUUAUUGUCAACAAAUCCCAUGAAAACCAGAACCAACAAUUAGUAUGUCUGUUUUUUUUGUAUUACUUUUCAGCCCAGUCUGUGGCCAUUGGUUCCUAUGAAGAUGUUCAUUUUUCAAAACUUGUCAAAAAUAUAUUGUUUAAUUUUCAAAAACGGCUCAGUGAUUUCCUAAAACAGCUGGGCGCCACAGUUGUGAAGCAGAUGCUACUCAAACAGGAAGAGAUUGUGCAUUUCUGGGUACUAUUUUUUUCACCUGCGGAUGAAUCCACAUUUGGUGCUCUUGUGAGUAUUUCUGGCAGCAGGUCCAUGAACGUUGGAUUAAGUCAAAACAAACUACGGUGUGUGUGUGUGUGUGUGUGUGUGUGUUCAUGGUAAUGAAGGAACAUGUCACCCAUGCAACAAUGUGGCUAGUUAAUGUGUUUUUAAUAGUUGUUGGACAACAAUGGAGUUCUAUGGGAAAGAGAAAUGCAAUAUAUCAGGCUUUGGCUCCACAGACAAUACAUUGUAGGUCUUUUCAUGGGUUUUAUUUACAAUAAGAGACUACUGUAGAUUAGUAUGUGUAUAUUAAUGAAUCAGUAUGUGGUAAGAUUGAUAUGUGACUCUGGAUAAACAGAUUGAGGUGGAGAGACAGUUGGGCGGACUCCAAGAUGGAUAUACUGAAGAACAGACAGGUGGAAGGAUGAAUCAAGUUUGGAAAGAUGGUUACAGUAUGUGGACUGGUAAAGAAAUAGAUUUUCAGUUACCUAUAUUAAAAGGAUUAGUGAGCCAACAGAUCAGUGUGUGCUCCCUGUACAUGACGGAUCAAGCUGUACUUUAAGUUAUUUCUUUACUCUCAAAGUGAAUUUUUGAACUGACAGCAUGUGAGCCUUUGGAAUUGUAUAAACUGUAUGUAGCUGGAGACACACUGCAUGAUCUUUUAUUUUUCAUUCACUGAACCUUGAGCUGGAGCACACUACCUGGGCCAGUGAUUUCCCCAAUUCCAAACUAACACUUACCUUUUCUGCCACAAAUUAUUAAACCCUGGUCUAAGCCCACUACGACUCCAUGUGAGUGAGGCUCAUUAAAGCAUUAGCGUCGCAUGAAAGCCCAAUGGGAACAGACCUGCUGUUUAAUUUUGGACAUGACACAUUUCAUAUUGUGAAAAAUGAAAUUCCACUUAAUGUAGUGACGGCUGACAUUGAGCGUUGACAUAUUUAUUCAUUGUGUAUUUAUUUUUGUAAGUCAAUAUUUGGAACGUGAAUGUUAUCUGGGCAGUAUGUUGUGCGUACACUGUGUGUGGGUGGAAGAGAAUACAUCUUCUAUGCAUUUCAUUUUGUCCCACGGGCCACAAUGACAAUCUUACUUUUAUUAGAAAACGACAAAAUAUAAGGCCUCUGUUUUUAAUGUGUGUACUAAAGUUUUACACCUCAAAUUGUUAGAUAUGGUUAAAAUUUAAUUUAAUUUAAAAACAGAAAAACAAGUGUUCAGUUAUUCCCUUUUUUUGCAUUAUGCAUUCUCCAGUUUCCAUUUAUUACGUGUAUUUAUUUUCCGAUACAACCCAAACUGUGGAAAUAUGGGAUCUGUGGUCAUUACAACUGUAAUAAAGUAACUAAUAAAAUACA